Molecule: messenger RNA, 6731 nt
Organism: Vollenhovia emeryi
Lineage: Eukaryota; Metazoa; Arthropoda; Insecta; Hymenoptera; Formicidae
Gene: scalloped
Product: protein scalloped
Exons: 9
Coding region: 435-1805 (456 amino acids)
Biological process (GO): regulation of transcription by RNA polymerase II; embryonic organ development; hippo signaling
Cellular component (GO): transcription regulator complex
Molecular function (GO): RNA polymerase II cis-regulatory region sequence-specific DNA binding; DNA-binding transcription factor activity, RNA polymerase II-specific
Source: RefSeq, a predicted model, not a curated record
UGCCGUGCAUGCGUAGCUCGAGCGGGGACGCGAACGCGGGAAAAGCGCGGCGCCGCGCGGGCUAAUGCACGCGACGGACGUCGUCGGGGCGCGACGCGCGACGAGGAAGCUGCCGUCGGGGGGCCCGGUGAGUGUCCCGGAGUGAGAAACCCGAGGAGCCGUUCCUCAUCGUACUUGAGUUACCGGCGUCGCGGCGUGAAAUCGCGCGGGGCGACGUGCGAUCCCGUCGGUCCGCGGGGGUGAGUGCCGGUGGUGCCUCGUCGUCGUCGGAGCGCGCCGACGGCGACGACGACGACAAGACGUCGGGGACGACGAGCAAGUGGAGAAGGAGGAGACUCGGGGGGGUAGCCUGUCGUUUUGUCUCCGGUCUCACGAGCGCGCUCCGAUAAUCCCGGAGGAAGGCAACGUCCUAUCUUCGCCACCGCGGGGCUUGGAUGGAUACUGUGCAUUAUUUCUGGAGCAGUGCGGUGGCUGCAGCCGACACCAUUUCCGCGCCGUGGACCCCCGCGAGUUCCGGGCCGCCGCCCGACGCCAACGGCUCCGGCUCGGAUACGAAGAACCUCGACGUUGGCGAAAUUAGCGAUGACGAGAAGGACCUGUCGGCAGCGGACGCGGAGGGCGUGUGGUCGCCGGAUAUCGAACAGAGCUUCCAGGAAGCUCUUACCAUAUAUCCACCAUGCGGUCGACGCAAAAUCAUCCUUUCCGACGAAGGGAAGAUGUACGGUCGCAACGAGCUGAUUGCUCGUUAUAUCAAAUUGAGGACUGGUAAGACGAGAACGCGAAAGCAAGUAUCUUCGCACAUACAGGUUCUCGCGAGAAGAAAGCUCCGGGAAAUACAGGCAAAACUCAAAGUGGAUCAUGCCACCAAGGAGAAGGCGCUCCAGACAAUGUCGAGCAUGUCAAGCGCCCAAAUAGUAUCAGCUGGAAGCGCGUUACACAACAAGAUGCCCCCCGCCCUCGUGGGGCCCCUUGCCCUUCAUGCUUCCACCCCUGUCUCCUAUCCCGGAGCGCAAUUUUGGCAGCCAGGCUUGCAGCCAGGAACGUCCCAGGAUGUCAAACCCUUUCCUCAGCCUGCCUACACCGGGAAACCGGCGACAGCAGUCUCGAGCGGGGAUUUGGUCCAAGCGCAGCCUGCACCACCAUGGGAAGGACGCGCUAUCGCGACCCACAAGCUCAGGCUUGUCGAGUUUUCGGCCUACAUGGAGCAGCAGAGAGAACAGGAGAUUUACCACAAACACCUGUUCGUCCAUAUAGGAGGUUCCACGACCUACGCCGACCCGCUAUUGGAAGCGGUCGACGUUAAACAGAUAUACGACAAAUUCCCGGAGAAGAAGGGCGGUCUGAAAGAACUUUACGAGAAAGGACCGCAAGCAGCUUUUUUCCUCGUUAAGUUUUGGGCUGAUCUCAAUAGCAACAUCCAAGACGAAACUGGAGUAUUCUAUGGCGUUACGAGCCAAUACGAGAGCAGCGAGAACAUGACGAUAACGUGUUCGACGAAAGUAUGCUCCUUUGGAAAGCAGGUAGUAGAGAAGGUGGAAACGGAAUAUGCCAGGUUCGAGAAUGGCAGGUUUGUUUAUCGUAUUAGCCGUUCACCUAUGUGCGAAUAUAUGAUUAAUUUCAUACACAAGCUGAAGCACCUGCCAGAAAAGUACAUGAUGAACAGCGUUCUCGAAAAUUUCACCAUCCUUCAGGUUGUCACGAACAGGGACACGCAGGAAACAUUAUUGUGUACGGCAUAUGUGUUCGAAGUAUCGACAUCUGAGCACGGUGCUCAGCAUCACAUAUACAGAUUGGUCCAAGACUAGCCUGCUUGAACCUGCUCGCCAUGCAGCCAUCCACCCCCAUCAGUGCCUACCAUCACAUAAAGAUCAUCCAUACACGUAUACAUACACGAUUACAUUGUGAAAAUACAAUAUACACGUACAACUGAGUUCCUCUAUUCUGAAGUUAUUAGAGUCAAGCGUUUCCUCUAAUCUUCCCAUCACCAUUUACUCUAAAGGACACAAGCAGAUUGAAAAAGUUAUUGUGCGCCUGUUUUAUUAAUUUCUUCGUAUCUCGUGUUAGAUAUGACAUAUGAGAAUGGGAAAUGUGACAUACACAUGGAUAAUGGAAAAGGCAAUAGGCAGCCUUGUAAAAAAGAGAAACUUAAUUUAGAGGAAACCAGAUUUAUAGAAUAGAAGAGAACUUUGAAUAGAGGAAUUUGAUUAUCGCGCAAUAUGUUACGUGAAUAUGUGGGUGUAAACAUAUGCUUACACUUAUACAGAAAUAUUUUCGCGUCCGUAGGUGAGUUUCGAUGGAAAAUAUUCGGUCGAUAAUAUGAAAAUUAUUAUAUAGACAGAUAUAUAAAUACUAGAUGUUAUAAAUAAAGCAUCUCCAUCUCGUCCACAUACAAUCCGGAUAAAUUAAAGUAUGCAAUUGCAUAUGGUUUUUCUUUUUUCUCUUGCAUUCAAGUUUUUUUAACUCGAAACUUUUCUUGCAUAACAUGCUAAUUUCGUAAAUUUGAAUUUUAUAACAAGUAUUCUUUUUAUUUUGACGAAUGCGUUUAGUAGAGAGAUAUCGGAAAAUAAAAUGAGACAAGUCGCGAUAUUUCAAAUGAUUACAAACCGGCUGUGCAUGCUAAGGGAUUAAAUUAAAGAUGAGAAAUUCUAAGUAUUGUAUAAUAAAUAUUAUAAAUACCCCAAAAGGUCUAAUUUUUAUCCUCGUAGUGUUUUGUACCGUAAAAUAGACGGAAUGUGUGUUGCGAACGUUUUCCGUGAAACUCCUUAACAAGGACUCUACACAUCUCAACUCUACACACAUAUACAAUAGAGUACUGGCCAGCCCGAGUUUGAGUUUGAUUCAAAGUUUAUACUUUUAGUAACUUAUUGGAUCAAUAUACAAGUAUGUGACAUGGUGUAAGAAGAAAUUCUUGCAUUUGUACCGGACAAUGACAUUAAGAUAUUACACAGUUAUAAAUUUUAUAGUAAAAUAGAGAUCGAACAAUGCCUCAUAUACAUAUUUUAUGAUCAUGAUCAUCGUCCUGUUUAAUUGGCGUCCUAAUAAACUCGUCGAUUAAUCUUAAUAAAGAGGAUAUAUUGUAACAAAUUAAUUUAAAAUUGACAAUAAAUUUUGGUAUAAAACUGCAUAAAGAAGUAGAAACAUGCAACAAAAACCCCAAAAAAAGAGAGAGCGAGAGAGAGAGAGAGAGAGAGAGAAAACAAAGAAACAGACUCUGAUCUCGGAAAGGCAUGGUACCCCAACAUGAUUUGAUUUAGUAUUAUAGUUUUAUUAUUAAAUUAGAUGGUAUAUUAUAGAGACUCGAGACAGAAAACACCCAUACACAGAUAUACAUAUAUUAUGUAUAAGAAUAUAUAUGUUAAAUAUUAAUGCAAUGAUUACAAUUUACAUUGUUAUAAAUGAUCGUGUAUAAAGUUAUCUAAGUGAUUUCUAAGUUUUAAAAGAAAUGGAGGUUUGACCGAGAGAUAUGCCAUUAUGACUUUUUUUAUGUAUUGUAAAAUACAAUGAUAUGCUGUUUUUUUAAUUAUCACACUUAAGUUAGAAACAAAAGAAAAAGUAAAAUAUUGUACAUCAACAUGUGUUUCUUUAAGCUUUGUCACAAAACUGCUUUUCGCAGCGUGCAAAAUUUCUCAUCACUAUGAAAAUAUCUGGUGCAGCAAUUAUUAACGUUAUUAAUUACUUAUUAACGUUCAAUGGGAGGAUGAUUAUUUUUAUACCGUUUAAAAAUUCAAUCGUUUAAAGCGCACUUAAUAAAUAUGCAAACCCACUCUGAUUAGGCAGCGACACUUAGGUUAAAGGGAUGUGUUUGUAUUUCUUAUAAUCGCCUUACUUUGUAUUCUAAGAUCAUUUUCUAUAGUUCUUACUGAUGAAUGAUUUUUCUUACUUAGCGUACUUUGUUUGUUUUUAUCUUUCUACACUUACAAAGCGAUAUACCAGAUGGAUAUACAUAUAUUGAUUAUACCGAUGGAAAGUCACCAUUAUAAGUUAUAACUAUGUAUAUAUACAUAUAUGUAUGUAUCUAUAAUAUAUAUGUAUAUGUAUAUAUAUGUGUGUGUGUGCGUGUGUGUGUGACUUUAAUUACUCUAAAACCUACCGAUCCUAUCAUUUUUUUAUCAGGAGUGUAUUGAAAUCGGUUUCGAAAAAUGUAACGACACACACAUGGCAAUUUCAUAGUGGCAUGGAGCAUCGAUAUUCAAGUUACGAUACAACGUUUGAUCGUCUGAUUUCAAUGUCGCUCUCCAAAUCUCUGUAAGUUAAAAGUAUUUUUCAAAGCUGCACUGAUAUAAGGGGAUACAAUAGCUCGUUGCAAAAAAAUGUUUCGUACUUAAUAAUAUAAUUUAUACGUUACACAUACAUGGACCAUGGAGAACUUACAUACAGAGAUCUUUCAUGAACUUGCAAUUAGUGGCAAUUGUUUAAACGAGUAGGAUUAUAUCUUGCAGUUGACUUUAUUUAAUCGCAUCUCUCACGUAUAUGUGUAUGUAUGUAUGUGUGUAUAUACAUAUAUAUAUGUAUAUGUAUACACGCACGCACAUAUGUAUAUUAUAUAUAUAUGUGCGUGUGCGUGCGUGUGUGUGUAAUGUGUAAUAGUUGCACAGAAAGUUUUUACUUAUUUUUUAAUUCGAUCUGUUGUGUGUUUCUGGAAUAGGACUUGCCUAUCGUGCAGUAAAUAUUAACAUAAGCAAGAAAAGAUCGUGUAUAUUUUAAUAAGAUAAUAUUAUUUUCCGUAUUCUUACUGUAAUUAACUUUUACGGAACAAGUGGCAAUGUAUUUUGAUCUCUUUUAGUCAGAAAUAUGUCGCUUUUUAUUUGGGGUGAGAAGUGAAUUUACUAUAUGGGUUGACUGGAGUAGAAAGGAAUUUAUGUUUAAUCGAUAUGUGAAUGUGGUUUUUUUUUAACUGGCAGCUUUUAUAUGUUUUACUCAUUGUUACCGUUUUUCUUCCUUUUUUUUCAUAUAAGCUCGGUGUCUAUUUGAAAGUAACUCUCGGAAAUAAAAAGAAUUGAAAACAUAAAAAGAAAUACACAUAAGAGAGUAACUUUCUUUAGUACUUUUCAGUAAUAUGUUUAUUUGUGAGUACGGUUUUCGAAAGUGAUUCGCGACAGUAUUUCUUUCAAAUGGAUACUAGCUAGUAGUAAUUCAUCGCGCGCUUAUCAUAUCGUUUUUCUAUUACUUAUAUUUAUCGUCAAUAUAUAAAUUGUGAUUUAGUAAAAUCAUUUGCAUAUAAAAAAUGGAAUUGUAACCACGGCCAUGCUAUAUACGAAUAAGUUUCUUUGCAGUACUUUGCUCGUUAAUAACGAUCGAAAACGAGAUUUGCUACUUUGCAUUUGCAGUAAUUUCAAUAAAUGCAAUGUAAUAUUGUCAUUAUAUAGAUACCAUACAUAAUUAUAUUUAUAAUGAAUAAAACAACAUCGCGUGGUUACAUAUUGAAUUGCUUAGUAACGCAUUAUUAUUUUUAAAAUUACGCAAUGUUUGAAAGAUACAGGAAUUCGGUUCGGUCGUGUAGAUUUUGAUAUUAUGUGGAAAUCCAAAAACAGGUGGAACGAAUAUAAAAUUGAGAAAAAAGGAGCACCGACACUAAUAUUAUUGACAUUUAUGCGUAAUGAUUUUAAAGUAAGCGAAUUACAUUUAUAAGGAAAGAUUAUAAAAAUAUAUAUUUAUCUAUGUCUUCUGUGAAGAUAGAAAAUAGUACUCUCUCACUCUAUAUUGACGAUAUCGAAAAUUGAGGCCCGAUAAAAAAAGAUACAAAAUGCAGAAGUAGACUAAGGAAAGAGAAAAAAAAAUAAAAAGAGACAAUUCACACUGUACACAAUAACAUACAAUAUUGAUCGAUUGACUCAGAUUUGUUAAAUAUCUUUGUACAUAUUUACAUGAAGACCAUGAGAAAUUGUUCAAGUUCCAGCAGCUACAUUUUUGUAACAAGUACUCCUGUGAGAAGAGAGAAACUGUUUUGCUUACGGCUCAUUAUGAAUCCAGUUCCACAUUUCGAAACUAAAGUAAAUGCAAAAAUUCUUAAUAUUUUCAUAGAGACGUAUUAGUUUCUUAUAGAUUUUCAUAGAAACGUAUUAGUUUCUUAUAGAUGCGAUACUUUGAUACAACGAUAGAUGUCUAAUCCUUAAUUUACUCCACUUUCGUUUAUCUAAGUUAGUAACUAAAUAGUUAUACGUCUAUAAACUAUACAUUUACUGUCAAAACUUAAGAAAUGACACAAUUACUCGUGAAUAUAUUUUAGUUACUCUUUGUAUUAAUUAGAUAUAGAGAUGAGUAAUUAAAAUAUAUUUAUAAAGCAGAAUAUUCUUAAUUAUGCUUUAAAAUGUAUAUUCAUCUCUAAUACGACUAAAUCGAAUCUUAUCUCUAUGAAAGUAUUGACUGCAGCAUGCACGCAAUCGGCCUGCUAAUUCGGUAAACUCCCAGUAAUUUGCAUCUCUUUAAAAUUCUAUUUAUUCAUAUCCUGGAACUGCCAUAUCAAAGAAUUGAGCUUGAUUGUAAAAAUGACUCAAAAAUAUUGAUCGGAGAAAAAAGGAAACAAAAGGAUCUACUUGUAUAUUAUUAUCGUAAAUGAAAUGAAAUGAGGAUCAAAGUAGUUGUUUUAAUGAGUAAAUGAAAAAAAUAAAUAAAUAAAAUGAUAUAUCAUUAAAUUAGAGGUUUAAAAAUAUAAUAGAACUCAGUAUAUGUACAGUAUUUGAAAAACAUGUUUAUAAUUUGUAUGGAGAAAAUAAAUGAUUGAUAUAAAAAAA